AUGGAAGAGGGUCUGAAGUUGGUAGUGGACUGGGAAGUGGUUAAUAGUCAGGAGACGGGUGGAAAAUCUGCCAACAUGCAGGGUGCAAAGGAAGUCAGUUUUAGCAUCCUGCCUUUUGGGCAAGCUGUAGCUAGCAUGUACUAGCCCACAAGUCAUUUCAACUAGCCCCAAAACCUUUUUGAUUAACAGGACUGAUAACAAUCCUUCUGUAAUUUGAAUUUCCCCAAAAAACAACACUUGCUCGUUGGGCGAGUUAAGAACAAAGAUCACUAUCCCAAUAGCAAAAUUCACUAGCCCCAGGAUAUCAGACACGACUUUCUUUGCAUGCUGACAUGGAAAAACUGGCCCUUCAAAGAUUACUACAAAGGCUGAAGGACGUACUGAAAGUAGAUCAUCUUGUCACAGAUGCAUCACCAUCUACUGUAUCAAGACACUGGUGCGGGGUCUAAAAGGUAUAGCAUUUCAUUCCAAUAAUGAAAUUAUCUACAUGUACCGUAAAUCCUCUAUUAAGCCCCCCCUCUCAAAUAAGCCCCCUCCCUCUAAUAGCCCACCCCUUUUCUGGGGAAGAUAGGGUUAGUUAUAAGCUCCCCCCCCUCCCUCUAUUAAGCAGGUGCAAAUGGUGGCGGCAGGUGGCCUGUCUUUAUCACCAUGAAAAAGGCCCAGGGGUAUUGCUGUGCUGCUUCCAUUUGGAUUGGAUGCAAGUUCAUUGCUCAUUUCCCUACCCAUAUGCCAUUCGUUAUUUAUUUUCUGUCUGGAGUGUAGAAGCGAAGGACUUUAAAUUUACUGAUAUCUUCCCUUUGCUAAAAUAAAGUUGUUGCGCCUAAAUUGUAAGGGGUUAUAGAAAUAUUAUCAUGUAUAGAAAGUGGGUAAAUGGCUCUUUUCAAAACUUAAUUUGGGCCUUAAAAUUAUUGUUGCAUAUAAUUAUUUGCUUUGUUUUCCAUUUUUUUCACAGACGUACCAGAUUUAAGGAGUUCCGUAAUAACUUUAAAACUGCUGUGGUUCAAUUUAAUCCUUGAUUUUAACUGUAAUUUUUCUUUGCUUGUAAUACAGUUGUGUUGGUAAAAUCCAUUCUCAGAUUGCAGUAAAUUUUUUUCUCCUCAAUCAAGAGAGGAUACAAGUGCACUUUGGUUCAAUGCGAGAAUUGUUUUACCCUUCAAUAUAGACAAUCUUUUAUUUUUUUACUGCAGAACAACAUAGAGAACUCCAGGAAGUCAUCCAUGACCUGCUGGACAUUUGGCACAAGUCUGCAAAACUUGUCAAGGCUUUGACUGAUGUAAGUUAUAUAUAGUUUGAUUAAGAUAUCUAGUUAGAUUAAUAUUAACCUUAAAAAGCAGUGCAUGAGCAUGUCUUUAAAAUAAGCUACUGCGGUUUUCAUAAAAACUAUUAUCUCAACUGGCUGCUAACUUGAAAGGCUGUAGUGAUAUAAGUGACUGGAUUGAGCCAACCACUUCUGGAUCUGUUGCCAACAAGCCAGUGGUGAUGUGCUUGCACUGA
Molecule: messenger RNA, 1494 nt
Organism: Porites lobata
Lineage: Eukaryota; Metazoa; Cnidaria; Anthozoa; Scleractinia; Poritidae
Source: the annotation of a GenBank genome assembly